GCAGAUAAUUUUUCAAGCCUAGACUUAGAAGAGAAACCGAAAAUGCAAGCAGUUAAGGAGAAAUUGAGUAACCUGGCUAGUGUUGCUAAAGAGAAAAUUACCAUUUGCAGCGCUCAGGCUGAGGAGAAGGUAAAGAAGGCGACGGCGAGGACUGAAGGAGAGAGAGAGAUGGCCCACGAGCGAAGGAAGGCUAAAGAGGCUCGAGCCAAGACGGAGCUGCACCAGGCGAAGGCUGAGCAUAAGGCGGAGAGAUUGAAUGCCCACGGUUUUGGUGGUCAUCAUGCUCCAGUGGUUGGCGCACAGGGACAGGGCGGCCAGCACCACCCAUAGGACUGCAGCUUCAACUCAACCAUGGCUCCGACUUACCCCUACCUACACUCCGGCCGGCCGGCUGGGAAUAUAGAUAUAUCAUAGAUGUUCAUGGCCUUCUUAUUAGGGUCUCUUGUUAUAUAGGCUGUAGAUAAUGUUUGGUUGAAUGUUGAAAUGGAUUAUUUA
This is a messenger RNA of Nelumbo nucifera (sacred lotus), 495 nucleotides long. The record is from RefSeq and is a predicted model, not a curated record. Lineage: Eukaryota; Viridiplantae; Streptophyta; Magnoliopsida; Proteales; Nelumbonaceae.